GCAGGAGAGAGUUGCCCAUCAUACGGCUCAACAACUUGCCUCUAUGUUAGGCUCACUCCGGGCACUCGCGCAGAUUCAGAUCACCUACUAAUUUUACUUUACUACUCCUUAAAUUAUCUUCUGAAUCUCUACCUCAUAAUGUAACCAAGAUUUAACGUCCCAUCAAUAGCUUGAGGUGAAGAAAUGAAGCACAACAAUGUUAUCCCCAAUGGUCACUUCAAAAAGCACUGGCAGAACUAUGUGAAGACAUGGUUCAACCAGCCUGCCAGGAAAACCAGAAGAAGAAUUGCGAGGCAAAAGAAGGCAGUGAAGAUCUUCCCUCGUCCAACUUCUGGACCUCUCCGCCCUGUUGUGCAUGGUCAGACUCUUAAGUACAACAUGAAGGUCAGAACUGGUAAAGGAUUCACUCUUGAAGAGCUCAAGGCUGCUGGUAUCCCAAAGAAGUUGGCUCCUACAAUCGGUAUUGCUGUGGACCAUCGUCGCAAGAACCGAUCUUUGGAGGGUCUUCAAACCAAUGUCCAGAGGCUGAAAACCUACAAGACUAAGUUGGUCAUCUUCCCGCGUCGUGCUCGCAAGGUUAAGGCUGGUGACUCUACACCAGAAGAGUUGGCUAAUGCUACCCAAGUUCAAGGAGACUACUUGCCUAUUGUACGUGAGAAGCCAACCAUGGAGCUCGUCAAGCUGACUUCAGAAAUGAAGUCCUUCAAGGCGUACGAUAAGAUACGCCUUGAGCGCACGAACAAGAGACAUGCUGGUGCUAGAGCCAAGAGAGCCUCCGAGGCUGAGAAAGAGGAGAAGAAGUGAGGUCCUUCUUCUUAGGUAGAAGAAACUUUUAUCUUAUCAACUUUUGGAACUGAAUUUUUGUGUAUCAGACUCUGUUUUUUGUUUCAUCAGAUUUCAUCCUUAAAUCUUGGAUUUUGCUGUUACCUUGCUUCUCUGGAUUUAUGGAAAAUAUCGUAUCACACAUCUCCACUUACUCUUUAGUUUGACUUCCCUUCGUAUGCUUCUUUUUCUCCCAAAGUCUGCAAAUUUAUGAGAAUCUUAUCUGGCUUUUGCAAAAAUAUAAUGUUUCAUUUGUU
This is a messenger RNA of Arabidopsis arenosa, 1079 nucleotides long. The record is from the annotation of a GenBank genome assembly. Lineage: Eukaryota; Viridiplantae; Streptophyta; Magnoliopsida; Brassicales; Brassicaceae.